Molecule: messenger RNA, 1505 nt
Organism: Schizosaccharomyces cryophilus OY26
Lineage: Eukaryota; Fungi; Ascomycota; Schizosaccharomycetes; Schizosaccharomycetales; Schizosaccharomycetaceae
Product: pyrimidine nucleotide transporter
Exons: 2
Coding region: 49-1089 (346 amino acids)
Biological process (GO): pyrimidine nucleotide import into mitochondrion
Cellular component (GO): mitochondrion
Molecular function (GO): pyrimidine nucleotide transmembrane transporter activity
Source: RefSeq, a predicted model, not a curated record
GGCGAAGCGGAAUACACUGCCAAGAGCCAAAAAUUAGAACCUUUGACAAUGUCUCAAAAUUCAGAGGCAAUAUCCUCCGAAAAAAAUAUUUCGAAUAAUCUUAAUCAAAUUGAUAAUAAAAGAGAUGAAACUCGACGUGUUCCCUCGCCGUCGUCGCAUUUUAUUGCUGGAGGAAUUGCAGGGAUGCUUGGAGCAAUCGCUACGGCUCCUUUAGAUGUUGUCAAGACAAGGCUUCAGUCAGACUUUUAUAAGGAUCGAAUACUGAAGCAAUUUGGGCCAAAGCAUGGAGCUCGUGCCAUCUACAGGCAAUUUGUGGACACUUGUGUUAUUUUAAAUAAUGUUCGAGUACACGAGGGUGCACGGGCUCUAUUUCGAGGACUUGGACCUAAUUUGGUAGGAACGAUUCCUGCUCGAUCCAUCAACUUUUUUUCUUAUGGAAACGGAAAACGAAUCAUUGCUGAUCAUUUCAAUGACGGUAAAGAAUCAUCUCAAGUCCAUUUAGUUUCUGCUGCUAUAGCAGGUGUGAUCACCUCUGCUGCUACAAAUCCAAUUUGGUUGGUGAAAACUCGAUUACAGUUGGAUAAACGAAGCGGACAAACUGCUCGCUAUAAAUCUUCAAUGGAUUGUGUAAUAAAAACAGUUAAAGUAGAAGGAAUAUCUGGUUUAUACAAAGGAUUAUCCGCCAGCUUACUAGGUGUUGGUGAAAGUACCUUGCAAUGGGUUGUUUACGAAAAAUUCAAGCACACGGUCGCCCUUCGACAGCUUCGGAGACGAGAGCUUGGUUAUAAAGACACAGUAUAUGAUAAAUUUCUGGAUUGGACGGGUAGACUAGGAGGUGCAGGACUUGCUAAAUUUAUUGCUGCUGCCAUUGCUUACCCUCAUGAAGUUGUUCGUACACGGUUGCGUCAAAGUCCUUCAACGAAUGGGGUACCAAAAUAUACUGGAUUGCUACAAUGCUUUCAGCUAGUUUGGAAAGAACAGGGUGUUGCAGGCCUUUAUGGCGGGUUAACAGCUCACCUACUUAGAGUGGUCCCUAAUGCUUGUAUACUUUUUGGAAGCUAUGAGGUUAUUAUGCACCUCAUUGGCUAAAAAAAUUCUGCUAAGUUGAUGUGAUGGUUUAGAUAUGCAUCAAUCUUUACAGAUUUCUUCGAACCAAUUCGUUUCUUCGAUAGUUCGUCCGUGUUUUUGUCUUUUUAUUUUUUUAUGACUUAAAAACAUGACAAUAAAUGGUUUUGCUCUGCAUGUCGUUUGCUUCUGGUAAACGAUAAACAUAACCUCAAAUGCAUUCAAUUUUGGUUGCUUUAAUUGAACGAAAUUAAUUAAUCAGUUUUGAUCCGGCGGGUGUCUGGGUUUUUAAUUCCUUUCUUUCUCUUUUACUUUUGUGUCUUUUAUAAAAAUAAAUUUUGUCAUCUUAAUCCGCAACUUAAUAAUAAAUGCUUCGCCUUUGAAAUAGCAUAUUCAAUAACAUCCGAAAUUCAUCAAUUUGGCAUAAAAAUAUAUGGAAG